AUGCCGCCGCGAACCUGUGCUCUCUGCAACGAUGCUCGGCCCAUCCUCAAAAGACCAAAGACGGGCCAGCAAAUAUGCAAGGAAUGCUUCUUCUGGGUGUUCGAGACAGAGGUACACAACACAAUUACAAAUGCCAAGCUGUUCAAAUCAGGAGACCGGGUCGCCAUCGGUGCAUCUGGAGGCAAAGAUUCAACAGUACUUGCUUAUGUUAUGAAGACAUUGAACGACCGAUACCUAUACGGCCUAGAAUUAUUUCUUCUAUCCAUUGACGAAGGCAUUACUGGAUACCGCGAUGAUUCGCUAGAAACGGUCAAGAGGAACCAACAGCAAUACGACAUGCCUUUGAAAAUUCUUUCGUACGACGAGCUUUAUGGCUGGACGAUGGACGCCAUCGUCUCGCAGGUUGGCAAGAAAAAUAAUUGCACAUUCUGCGGGGUUUUCCGUCGACAGGCUCUUGAUCGUGGCGCGGCCGCCCUACAUGUCGAUCAUAUAGUUACUGGACAUAACGCCGAUGACAUCGCAGAAACCGUGCUUAUGAACAUCAUGCGCGGCGACAUAGCUCGUCUUGGUCGGUGUACUAUGAUUUGCACGCAGGGCGAAGACACGAUCAAGCGGUCAAAACCGUUCAAAUAUGUAUAUGAAAAAGAGAUUGUAAUGUACGCUUACUUUAAGAAAUUGGAUUAUUUCUCCACAGAAUGCAUCUACUCUCCCGACGCUUACCGAGGUCAUGCACGAGCAUUCCUCAAAGACCUCGAGGCAGCGCGACCGAGUGCGAUCAUCGAUAUCAUACAUUCUGGCGAGGCAUUUGGGGUCAAGGAGGAAGUUAAGGCCACGCAAAAGGCUCAACAAACAUGUAAGCGCUGCGGCUAUAUGUCCAGCAAUGAUCUGUGUAAGGCAUGUACCUUGCUAGAGGGUCUCGAGCGAGGAAUGGCAAAUGCGGCUACUACAGAUCGCGCGCGGAAGAUAUUGGAUGCCGAUGGACCUGCACCAGAGAAUUUGCGAACAAUAUCGCUCUUCAACCCGAAGCCAGGGCCAGGAUGA
Molecule: messenger RNA, 1041 nt
Organism: Laetiporus sulphureus 93-53
Lineage: Eukaryota; Fungi; Basidiomycota; Agaricomycetes; Polyporales; Laetiporaceae
Exons: 7
Coding region: 1-1041 (346 amino acids)
Biological process (GO): tRNA wobble position uridine thiolation
Cellular component (GO): mitochondrion; cytosolic tRNA wobble base thiouridylase complex
Molecular function (GO): tRNA binding
Source: RefSeq, a predicted model, not a curated record